This is a messenger RNA of Lagopus leucura (white-tailed ptarmigan), 2986 nucleotides long. It is a transcript of the gene HPS3, whose product is annotated as HPS3 biogenesis of lysosomal organelles complex 2 subunit 1. Gene Ontology annotation, biological process: organelle organization. Gene Ontology annotation, cellular component: cytoplasm. Bases 38 to 2920 code for a protein of 960 amino acids. The record is from RefSeq and is a predicted model, not a curated record. The transcript has 16 exons. NCBI's taxonomy places the organism in Eukaryota, Metazoa, Chordata, Aves, Galliformes, Phasianidae.
GCAGGAAACCUCCGAGCGGUGCCGGUGUUCGGCGGCCAUGGUGCGGCUUUACGACUUGCACCCGUUCGGGUCGCAGAGAGUAGUGCCCUGCAAGCAGGAGCCGGCGCAGUUCUGCCGCGGCCGCGACGUGCUGUUCGUGGCCAGCGCGGCGGCCAGCUGCGGGGUGGAGGUGUUCGCCGUACGCCGCGAGGGCCGCUGCGAGCCCUUGGGCUCCUUCGCCACCCUGGGCCCCGUGCUGCGCAUGGCGCACAGCCGUGCAGGAGACUAUUUGGUGACGAUUGAAGAGAAAAGCAAAGCAACUUUCCUAAGAGCUUAUGUGAAGUGGCGAUGCGUGUCUGCAGGCAGUUCUCGUUUUUGUGUCCGGAUGGUGGGUCACAAGAUGGAGGAGUCGUACACCGAAACCUUAAAAGAGCAGAUGUCGAUAGUGGAAAUGGCACUUUCAGAUCCUCCGCUGUGUAUUUCAUGUUGUCCUGUAAAUGGAGAUCUUCUUGUGGGCUGCAGGAAUAAGCUAGUCAUGUUCUGUUUGAAAUACCUGGUCAUAAACCAGAAUUUGACAGUAUUGGACUUUGAACGCUCCUUAAUUUUACACACUGAUAACUUCAUUCCUGCCGAAGUUGCAUUUUGCGCUAGGCACAUAGCGAUAACAACAGAGUUGGAUGUUCUAAUCCUGAAACUGGACCUGAUCCAGCAUAGUGAAGACAGGGGAGAGCAAUGCGCAUAUCAAGUUAGUACAACAGAAAAGCUGGUGGAUGGAGGUAUAAAAGAUGAAGACCUUGCAGCUCAUAGUUUGCAGCUUGAAUUAGAUGAGUUUGUCACAUGUCAGAAGCCAGUGGAACUGCUUGGGGAAGAAAGUAAGCUUUGUAAGAUACCCAUCACACUUGAGUCCACAGAGUUGUCUACAGAAGGCAAAAAGCGCUUUCAAGUGCAGUAUCUCCUUUUCCGGCAUUUUACACCAGACCAGUCCCCUUUUGGCUUUUGUGAAGAGACGAAGCUGCACUCUGUUCAGUUCCUCCCUGUUCACCAGACAGGGAGUUCUAUGACAGCAAAAGAGGAAACUGAGAAGAGAGGACUACUGAGUCUCUUCUGCUUUUUUUCUUUGCCUCAUGUUGGAUAUCUCUACUCUGUUGGGAAGUUAGUAGAACUGAUUUCUACUUACCAGUACUCGGAGAGGUCAGAGCAGGCAGUUCUUACUCCACAGUUCCUGCAUGUCAUUACAAGUUUUUCUUUCCUCUUUGUGAGAGCCUGCAGUGUUACACAGUGCGGUGCAGUGCAGCAGCAGCUCGCGAUGAAGAUCCAUGCAUUGAUACAACUUUCCAGAAAGGCUGAUAACAACAGAUCCAGAACCAUUUCUGAGUUGGAGCCUGGCUGGAAUUUGUAUAUUAUAAACACUGUUUCAACCAUCCAACUUUACAGAGAAAUGGUAGAUUAUAGUAGAACUUAUGAAAAUGUAAGAACUGAGAGUUGCAUCCAUCUCCUAAGCAAGGCUCACUUACUAGUCAGAGCAGCAAUAAUGGACCCUAGUUUCUUUAAAUCAGAUGACAAAGAAGAACUUCUGAGAGCAUUCAGAGAAAGUUGUGCCUUCUUAGGAGACUGCUACAGCAGGUUUGACACAAAGGAUUACCACCUGGCUUUGCCAUACUACCGAAUGUCAGGUUUGUCUGUGGCUGAAGUUUUGGAGCGGCUAGCUUCAGAAAGUGAUGAAAUACAGACCUAUGAAAGAGGAUUAAUAUUUUAUUUAACUCACUCUCUUAAUGAAGAAUUAAAUGAAGAAUUAAGCAAGGAAUUGGCAGAUAAAGUUCUCCGAAUAUUCUAUCUUGCUGACCCUACGCAGCUGCCUCAUAUCAUCUGCAGUCCCUGCAUGAAGAAUGUAUGUCCUCUGACAGCUGUGAAGUAUCUUUGUGAAGUGGAAGACAUUAUGCCAUCAGUGGUCCUUAUGCUUACUAAGGCUUUCAUGGCUCUGAAAAUGGGAGACCUUACAAUGUACGAAUGUGAGAUGAACUCCCACAAGGAGACAAUGCUGGCCUGUGGCUUCAUUGGGCAACCAAAACUCCUGAGAGAGUGUAACGAAGGAAUUGUUAUUCCAACUGAAUUUGCUGUUCACCUGAAGGUGAUGCAACCUGGAUUACUGGUGGCUGCCACUGUGGCUUUACAUGAGAACAGUAAAAUCGAGCUGGAAGAAGCAGAUAUGUUUUUCAAGAUGUUAUGUAAUAAUGGUGAAGACAUGGUUCCUCAACUUUUGGUAGAUUUCUGGGAAGCUCUUCUUGUAGCAUGCUCUCAGGAAGAAGUACUUCAGGAGCUCUUAUUGAGGGUUACUUAUCAGUAUGUUUGGAGGAUAUCAAAGAAGCAACUCCCUGAGACUAAACCACUGAAAACAACUGAGGAUCUGAUAAACUCCUGUGAUCAUUUUGGGUCCAUUUUCCCAUGGGUUACUUUCAUAAUGUCAAUGGAAUCUCCACUUGAUAAAGAUUGUCCUGAAGAUAUUUCAAAGCUACAGUCCAUUUUAUGUGGUCAGUCAAUAGAUACAACUGCAGCUCUGCCUAUCCUGGAGCCUCUGGCAGAGGCUGGCAAUGUUGGCCUCACCGUUCGUGUUCUCUGCAGUACCCGUCUGGGCAAGCACGAGGAGUCCAUUGACCAGCUCCUCAGACAGUGUCCUGCUGCUGCUGUGUUGUACGCUCAGCAUGAGCUGAAAGAUGACAGUCGGGCUGUAUUGUGGAACAAGCUGCUCCCAGAACUUUGUGAGAGAACCAGACUUACCAGAAGUGACUGUCCUGUUCUUAUUUCAUCACUAAAAGAAAUCCUAUCAGUAGUUGCAAUGGAACUGGAACUAUGGGAUUUCCUUAGUCUUCUACCAGAAGAUGGAACUGCACCAUUUUUCCUGCCACAUCUUCUUCACUGUAGCCAAAGGAAACAACUGAUGUAGACACAAUGAAAGUAAGCCUAUGCGUUCACAUACCAGGAAUGUGCUGGAAUAAAAAAAGAACAUGAA